Funneliformis geosporum is the source of this 3402-nucleotide messenger RNA. NCBI's taxonomy places the organism in Eukaryota, Fungi, Glomeromycota, Glomeromycetes, Glomerales, Glomeraceae. The record is from the annotation of a GenBank genome assembly.
AUGUCUUUGAGUUCAACUUCCCAAGCUUAUGGUCAAAAUGAGACACUCAUUUCUUCCAUCCGAAAUAUUAUAAAAGAUUAUCCCUGUCAAAGUAUACUUAAAGAAUUCCUUCAAAAUGCCGAUGACGCUGGAGCUUCUCGGUUUCAUGUUAUAAUUGACGGACGUUCUCAUCCCACCGAAACUCUACUUCGCGACGAAAUGAAGGUCUGGCAAGGUCCCGCUAUUUUGAUGUUCAACAAUGCUAUUUUCAAGACAAAAGAUUUUGAUUCGCUUAUGCAGAUACGUGUUGGCGGAAAACAAGACGAUGAUACGAAGAUUGGGAAACAUGGGUUAGGUUUUAACUCGUGUUACCACUUUACUGAUGUUCCGAGUUUUAUAAGUGGCGAUUCUAUUGCAUUUUUGGAUCCUCAAGAAAAAUUCUUGCCAAAAAGAAAUGGCGAAACUCAACGUGGGAUUAUUGGACCUUUUCCAAAAAAUGGUAUUAGAGGAUAUUCUGAAAAAGACCAAUUAGUUCCUUAUGAAGGAAUUGAAGGUAUCGAUUUCCGUUCAACUUUUCAAGGAACACUCUUUCGAAUACCACUUCGGAAACAACCAAGUGAUAUUUCUGACAGUAUUUUUACAACGAAUCAAAUCCUCGAAUUGUUCACCAGUCUUAAAUCAACUAUUUCCUCCCAAUUUUUAUUUCUUCGAAGCAUCGAAACAAUUGAAAUUUCUCAUAUACCUGAGACAUCUAUUCCACCACAAAUGAAUUCACUUUAUAAAGCGGCAAUAACGGGAUUGACUGAAAAUGUGAGGAAUCAAAGAAAAUGCAUUAAAGACAAUGAAAUUCAAGCUUUUCAAAUGGAUAUCGAACAGACUGAAGAUCAUAAUACUUUACAAAAUGACACUUGGAUUAUAGUCACUGGUGCUCAACCAAAUCCUGAUGAUCCUCAGCUGAUUAAUUAUGCCAACCGAUAUCGAUUACGCGUAUUAGGAGGUAUUGCUGCAUUAUAUAAAAGUUCGAAUAACCGGAACAAUAACGUAUUAGAAAGUAUUGCUGCAUUUCAUAACAGUACGGUUAAUCGCGACAUUCGUAGUUAUGCAUACUGUUUAAUGAGAAGUUUUAAUGAUAAUAUUUUUGGCGGGAGAUUAUAUUCUUUCCUUUCGUUACCCGACACGACGAAUUUGCCAUUUCAUCUUAAUGGAACCUGGGCUCAAGGCUCAGAUCGUGGAAGGUUAUUAAUAGAAAGAGAUUAUUCGCCGGAUAUAGAUCAACAGAAGCUAAAUUGGAAUAGACAUAUCCUGCUUGAUUUCCUUCCUAAAUUAUAUUGCAAACUUAUAAAAAAAGCCGUCGAAUUGAAAGAAAAGGAGAAUAUUGAGGGUAUCGAAACAAUCAAUUUUGAAAAUCAAAGUCAUCCUUUUUCCAAGUUCUGGCCAUUUCCACAUUCCGUCCAAAAAAGUAGUUCAAAGUACGUAAUUGAGUUCGGUUUCAAAGUACUUGAACAUAUGAUACAAAAAGAAGACUUUUUUGAUGGCAGCAUUGAGAACCGUGUAAACUCUCAAUUCGAGCUCCUAUCGCGUGGUCAAACUUAUGCGCUCCGUAACUUUCUACAUAUUGCCUGGCAUGAAAUAGCAACUCCCAAUUUCAAGUCAAUAGCUCGCUUCUUUCCUAUUUGGGAAGUUUUAUCGAAUCCAUUAGUUGGAAAUUCAGAACCGCUGCCUUUAAAGCCAGCGUCUUGCGGAUAUAUUUUAGAAAGAAAAAUCAAACAAUAUCAAAUAAAGACUUCCAAAAUCUAUUUUGAUGCUCUUAACGAUCUUGAUCGUUCAAUUUUAAUUCAACUUAAUGUACCCAAGCGAACCAUUUAUGAAUACACUUUCGAGGAUGUAGAAUUUCCUAGAGAAUAUGAUAGACAUUAUCUCGAUUUCCUUAAAGACAUACUUAAAGAUAAUCGAAUUGUUCAAAAUCUAAGGAAUAAACGCUGCUUCCCCAAUUCAAUUACAAACAAAUUAAAGAAAAUCUCCGAUCUAUACGACAAUAGCAACCUGGUUUUUCGGACCGUGUUUGGCGGAGACUCUAGUGUCUUUCUUCAUCCUGAAUUCUCCGAAUACGGAAUGAUUCUAUCGACAAUUGGAUUUAAAAAUAAAAUUGAUUUAGAGAUAUUCAGAAUGUGUGCUGUUAAAGUCAAGGAAUUAUUGCAAAGGGACCCCGAACCCCCAUCUGACAUACGUUAUCGUGGCUUUAUCCUGGUUGAUCAUCUAUAUAAAAAUAUUAAUUCUUUAAAUUUGGAUAGCUUAGAAGGAAUUCCAUUCAUCCCAAUUACCAAAAGUUUGGGCAAGCCAUACAAUCUACAUUAUAAACACCCUCAUGCUUUAGAUUGCUUGAAUAACGUUAUUCUUCACGCAUAUAGAGAAGUCGCGUGGAGUAAGAUGCCAUUGAUUGCGGAAGAUGUAAUACCACCUCAACAAGUGCUCGAAAAAUAUCCAUCAUUUGGUAAACCAGGUGUUUCUAUUGUAAUCAGUCAUCUCCGCUUCUUGUAUUCAGUACUCCGGAACGAAGAAGUAUGGAAGAAAGAUUGGGCUGAUGUAUUUAGAAACAACAUUUACGAGGUUUAUAAAUGGCUAGAUGAAGAAUGUUGUUCAAAUGAAGAUCUCGACUUAUCGGAACACAUUUGUUCCGAACCAUUAUUCCUUAAUUUCAAUAGAAAUCAAGAUCCAUUUAACCUUGAAAAUUGGGUUACUUCAGCCGAUUUGGUCUUGAACAGCGAAAUUGACGAGGUGAAGUAUGUCCAUCCAGUUCUUGCAAAAUAUCCUACCAUGCUCAAAAGUGCCGGUGCUCGCGAAAUAAGGCGGUCUAAUGUUCAAAUUAAUGUCAGAAAGCACGACCAAUCACACCAUAAUAAAAAAACUCUGUUUAAAUUUCUAUUUGAUCAGACAUCCUCCUUGCAUGAAGUAACUUUUGUUGUGAAUGGUGAAAAUAUAAAAGCAAGUCGAUAUAUGCUCGCUGCAAGCUCUGAAUUUUUUCGCCAAAAAUUUAUUUCUGAAGAAACCAUUCCGACUAACCCAAUCACGAUUACUAAUAGGGAUAUUGAACCUAAUUCGAUGCGCAUCUUAUUACGCUAUAUGUAUGGCCAAGAUAUUGAUGACGCAAUUCAAAAUCGACUAAGUUUAAAUGGUAAUGUGGAUCUUAGUUUUGAACCGAAUACCGAUGAAUCUCAAGUAUUGGUAUUAUACAAGGACUUGCUUAAAUUAGCAGAUGAUUACAAGUUAGAUCAUUUGAAGGAGCUUAUGGAAUUGAGACUCUCAAGAUUAGUUCUCAUGUCGAACGUAGAUGAAAUGAAAAGAUUUGCAGAAAUUACGAAUGCCAAUCAGCUCAAUGAAUAUUGUCAUGAUUUUAAUCGCGUUAAUAGCGGCAUUAGGGCUUGA